Messenger RNA from Ctenocephalides felis (cat flea), 659 nucleotides. Its product is annotated as probable oligoribonuclease. Gene Ontology annotation, molecular function: nucleic acid binding; 3'-5'-RNA exonuclease activity. NCBI's taxonomy places the organism in Eukaryota, Metazoa, Arthropoda, Insecta, Siphonaptera, Pulicidae. The record is from RefSeq and is a predicted model, not a curated record. Gene Ontology annotation, cellular component: mitochondrion.
UGGUUUUAUAUCUGCAAAAAUAUUUCUAACGGAAUCAAAUUCACGUUAUGAACAUUGUUGCGCGUAAAAUAAGACAAAUUUCAUUCAGUAACUUAAACAUUAAAAAUAUGUCUAGUAAAAAAUAUUCAACUAAAAACCGCAUAGUUUGGAUUGAUAUGGAAAUGACAGGCUUAGAUAUUAAUAAAGAUAAAAUUAUCGAAAUAGCUUGCAUUGUGACAGAGUCUGAUUUAAGCAUUGUUGAUACAUGCCCCUCGAUGAUAAUCCAUCAUUCAGAUGAUGUAUUAAACAGCAUGAAUGAAUGGUGCAAGGUCAAUUUAGGUAAAACUGGAUUGAUUGACGAAUGUAAAAAAUCAACGACAACAUUAGAAGAAGCUGAAGGCAAUAUACUAUUCUUAAGAAAAUAUUGCUCCAAAAGAAUGCCCAUUGCAGGCAAUAGUGUGUACAUGGAUAGAUUGUUUUUACAAAAAUAUAUGCCAGUAGUCGAUCAAUAUUUACACUAUAGAAUAAUUGAUGUUUCUUCCAUAAAAGAAUUGUGUAAACGAUGGAAUGAAAACUUUUAUAAAAAUGCUCCUAGAAAAAAAUGUGUACAUAGAGCUCAUGAUGAUAUUCUAGAAAGUAUAGCAGAACUACAAUAUUACAAAAAAAUAUUUCAUCAUUAA